Molecule: messenger RNA, 1268 nt
Organism: Aspergillus neoniger CBS 115656
Lineage: Eukaryota; Fungi; Ascomycota; Eurotiomycetes; Eurotiales; Aspergillaceae
Product: phosphotransferase enzyme family protein
Exons: 2
Coding region: 1-1182 (393 amino acids)
Cellular component (GO): mitochondrion
Source: RefSeq, a predicted model, not a curated record
AUGGAGAAGCUACCGGGACGACCGCUUGGUGACCGGUGGUUUGAGUUGUCGGAUCGUGAACGUCUUAAGGUGCUCCUGCAGCUUGUACAGUUUGAAGCAAAGCUUCAUGCGAUUCAGCUCCCUGCGAGUGGAACCAUAUACUACGCGAGCGAUCUACCGUCAGACUCACCACGCAUCGCCAUUCCAGAUUUUGAUGUCUGUAUAGGCCCUAGUGCAGCUCUUGAAUGGUGGUUCGCAGAGCGUGCCUCUCUCCGUGUCGAUCGCGGUCCUUGUGCGGAACCGAUCGAUGUUCUCCGAAAUCCUGCGUUAAAGGAAUUAGCCUGGCUGCGCACAUAUGGCCGCCCACGCUUCCCUUUUGAGCGUGCAUAUCGCGAGUCCAUGUGUUACCGAUUGUCCGACCCCAGUGAGCAUAUUGAGUCGCUGGAAUCCUACCUCAAGAUUGCUCCUCGACUGCUCCCAUCAAAUGAAUUCUUACGUCCGGUCCUUCGCCACCCUGAUCUUCAGCCUAACAACAUCUUCGUCUCAGAUGACCUGGAAAUUGUCGGGCUAAUUGACUGGCAACAUGCAGCUGUCCUUCCUCUCUUCCUCGCCGCCGGGAUCCCCAAGUUCUUCCAGAACUACGAUGACCCUGAAUCUAUUCAUUUCCGCCCGCCGCCUACUCCUGAUUUGAGCGAUCUGGACGAAGAGGAAAAGGUCGACGCUCUUUAUGACUUUCGACGACGCCAUACCCACUUUUUCUAUUUGGCAUUCACUCAGAGGUUCAAUGAGCCUCACUUCCGCGCUAUGGAUCAGACCACGAACAUGCUCACUCGGCGCAUCUUCAGCCAUGCGGGCGACCCCUGGGAGGGCAACAAUAUUCCGCUUCAAGCCGACCUUGUCUUGUUGGCCAAAUCCUGGCACGAAUACUCAAAUGACCCGUGCCCAACAUCCAUCUCUACGGCCAGGUCAGAUUCUAUCAUGCAUUUGCAAAGCAUGCAGGAAGAGAUUGACCUCCAACUGAAACAUAUCCGUAAUGCUAUUGGUAUCAGUAUUGAUGGAUGGACCCUUUCAGAAGAUUAUGAAGCUGCCUGUGCCCGUGCUCGUCAGAUGAAAGUUGAUGGCCUCGCUUCACUGCAUACAGACCACGAGCGCGAAAUGACGGAUCGACACUGGCCGUUUGAUGACCACAAUGAGGAUGAGUAGCGUGACUGUUUUCCGUGUCUAGACUUGUCUUCGAAGGGUAGAAGAUGCAACAUGUUGAAUAUGUUAAGGGUCUGGGUUUUCUGAUG